Larimichthys crocea (large yellow croaker) is the source of this 2325-nucleotide messenger RNA. RefSeq names its product minichromosome maintenance domain containing 2 (gene mcmdc2). Gene Ontology annotation, biological process: double-strand break repair via break-induced replication. Bases 109 to 2184 code for a protein of 691 amino acids. The record is from RefSeq and is a predicted model, not a curated record. The transcript has 15 exons. Gene Ontology annotation, molecular function: single-stranded DNA helicase activity; ATP binding; DNA binding. Gene Ontology annotation, cellular component: nucleus. Lineage: Eukaryota; Metazoa; Chordata; Actinopteri; Sciaenidae.
GCCUUUCUUUUACUGUUACCAUGGCAACGUGGUUGCAGCUAGCGCGCCAAGCAACCUGUAAACGUUAAAAACUGUUAAAAAACUACUACUUCAUUACAUUAAGUGAACAUGGCUGACAUUUUAUCGUUAAAAGAAGCAGCUCUGGUCUAUUUGGACAGAAGUGGUGGCCUUCAGAAACUGGUUGAGGACUGCAAACCGUUCAGCGACCCCCAACAGGUUGAAGCAGUCUACAGGUUGUGUAUCAGUGUGAAUCCCUCCGAUGUGAUAGAGGUGGAUCCCGUAUUGGGUGACUGUGUUCUGCAUAAUCCUUUAGCAGCAACUGCGUUGUUUAAGUCUGUCUGCUUCCUGGCCAUAAAGACGCUUUCGCUUGUUGAAAAAAUACACACAGAGAGUCAGGUCAAUGUGAUUCUGAAGUUGACACACCUGCCUCCGUUCCCUGAGUACACGUUGGACCUCUGUAGUUUUCCUCGAGGGUAUGGUCCAGUGAGGCCGGUCUCCAUGGAGGGACUGGUCAUUGCCUUGACAAGAGUCACGAAAUACACACAGGGGGCAAGGUUCCUCUGCGUUAAUGAUGACUGUCCCUGCUCUACAGGGUUUCACCACAUUCGUGUCCAUGCACCUGGAGCCACAGAGUCAGCUACCGUGGGAAACAACUUCAGCUGCAUGAUCUGUAGUUACCCACUGAAAGAGGAUGUGAAGUUUAGAGUGUUGGGAGACAAACAACUUGUGGAGCUCAUCCAUGUCAAAGCACUGGAUGGUCUAAGUGCCUAUCAGCAAAGCUCACUCAGGUACCAGUCUGUCACCCUGUUUCUCAGAGAUGAGCUGUGUAACUCAAUGAGAAUCGGUCGGCUCUACAGGGUGUUAGGCAUUCCUGCGCAUGUGCACCAGUGGCCCAGUAUUACCUGGAGUGUAGAGGCAAAUAGUGUCCAACCGUGGGAGCCAGAGUAUCCCCAUAAAGUCAGCGCCAGCUUCCAGAAGCUGUUGAAGUCCACGGCUGGUUCUCCCUGGAGGUUCUCUGCCGUUGUGGCUCAUUUCUUUGGGUCUGACGUGGCUCCUCCAGGCCUCUACAAUACCUUAAAGCUGGGCUUGUUGCUCAGCUUGGUGCAGACGAGAUCAGAUGAAAAAGACACAUUUCACAACUUGGAUCUCCUAGUUGUCACCACUGACACUCUUAUACCGGACAGACUAAUGAUGUACAGCCUGGCCUUGGCGUGUCGUGGGGUCAGGCAUCAGGCCUCAGGGGAGAUGUUUGCAUCUCUGUCCAAGGACCAACACGGGACAGGCACUGCUAACAUCCAUGCUGGUUCUGCCCUGCUAGCCAGUGGAGGGAUUUGCAUGUUGGGAGAUCUUGGCUGUUACAAAAAGGACAGAUUGGAUGCCAUUCAGUCGGUGUUCUUUCAUCCCACUGACUUUUUCUCAGUUCUGGAGAGCUGCACAGUGUCUGUGUUCAUCCCAGGGAAGAAGUAUGGUGAAGAUGCUGACCAGCAGCUUUCCUUUCCAGUCCAGUGCAGCUUCUGGGCUCUCACAGAGUCUACAGAUGCCUCUCGACGGUCUGGGAGGGCAGACUACGCCAUACUGGGAACAGCAGAAAUGGGUCCAGUACCACUUCAGCUGGCAGAUGCCUUUGGCCUAGUCAUUCAGUGUAAAGACAUGGCAGGAGAGCAGGCCCUACUUGCUCAGACAGUCCACACCCUGCAGCAGGCAGUACAUCCUGGAAAACCCCUGUACUCAUCCUGCUGGGAGUUUUCUACUCAAGACUACAAGGAGCUGGUGGCUCAUGCACAGAGUUUGCAAGUGGAGCUCACCCCUGAAGCCGAGAAAAUAAUCCACGGUUACUACAUGGCCAGCCGUAGAGUCCGGACACAGAGUCAGGGUGUCAAGAUGUCUGUGGCCUCUAUCAAACUACUGAUCUCUUUGGCUGAGGCUCACUGCAAGUUAUGUCUCCGAACCCGUGUACUGGAGGAAGACGCUGUGAUUGCUGUGCUCCUCUGUGAAAAUUCAGUCACUCUCAAGCAUGGGGCCUCUGCUCUCGUUAUUCCACCAGAUGCAGUGUUUCCUUGUGACCUGGGAGAUGUGGAUGGUUUGCACAAGAGAGACGUGACCCUGGAUGAGCUCCACCAGAAUAUCCUACGCUUCAUCUACGCCUACGCACCAGGAGCAGACGCAUACAUCACGGAGCAGUAAGGCCUCUCCAUAGGUUCAAAAAUCACAGCCUUCUUCUUGCAGUGUUCUUGUCAAAUGGGCAAUAUAGGUGGUGGCCAGUAUCAACACGUCGAGUUUGGACAGCUUGGUGUCCGGCGGCACGGACGGCAAAGUCCUUUGUAG